Molecule: messenger RNA, 1254 nt
Organism: Chaetura pelagica (chimney swift)
Lineage: Eukaryota; Metazoa; Chordata; Aves; Apodiformes; Apodidae
Gene: ZMYND10
Product: zinc finger, MYND-type containing 10
Exons: 11
Coding region: 31-1254 (407 amino acids)
Biological process (GO): inner dynein arm assembly; outer dynein arm assembly; motile cilium assembly
Cellular component (GO): centriolar satellite; cytoplasm
Source: RefSeq, a predicted model, not a curated record
CAGCAACACGAGUAUGUGGCAAAGCUCAACAUGCAUGCCAUCCUGAGCGCCCAGGCGGGCCAGGAGCAGCUCCUCAUCGAGCUGCUGGUCACCCACGCCAAGAUUCCUGUUCUCAUUGGGGAGUUGAUCUCUGUGGAGAUCUGGAAGUACAAGGUCUUUCCUGUGCUGUGCCGGCUGGAGGACUUCAAGCCCAGCAGCACCAUUCCCAUCUAUGUGGUGGUGAGUAGGAAGGGAGCCUCCAUCAUUAACCUCCUGGAGACCGUGUUUUUUUACAAGGAGAUCUGUGAGUCAGCAGAGGACAACCUUCUGGAUUUGAUUGACUAUUGCCACCGAAAAUUGACCCUGCUGGUAGGCCGGAGUGCCAAUGGACAGACGGUGACCCUGGCAGAGCUUCAUCCCCAGGAUCUGCCCAGCCCUGGGUCCAUGCAGGAGCUGCAGAAGCUGGCAGAGACAAUGGAGUUUGAGAUUUCCCUGAAAGCCCUGUCUGUGCUGCGCUUCAUCACCGACCAGGUGGAGAGCCUGCCCCUGAGCGCACUGACACGGAUGCUGAACACCCACAACCUGCCCUGCCUCCUUGUUGAGCUGGUGGAGCAUUGUCCCUGGAGCUGCUGGGAAGCAGGCAAGCUCAAAAAGUUUGAGAAUGGCACGUGGCACAUGGUGCCCCCUGAAGACCAGGUGAAGAUGACCAAGCUCGAUGGGCAGGUGUGGCUUGCCCUCCUCAACCUCCUGCUGACCCCUGAAUGUCAAAGCAAAUACCACUUUGAUGGCUUCAACAAGAGCCAGCUCCUCAAGCUCCGUGUGUUCCUGACAGACACCCUCAUUGACCAGCUGCCCAACCUGGUGGAGAUGCAGAGAUUUCUGAGUCACCUCGCAGUGACAGAGCCACCUCCUCCCAAAAAGGAUCUUGUUCUAGAGCAGAUUCCCUUCAUCUGGAACCACAUCCUCAAGAAAAAUGCAGGGAAGUGGGAGGCCAUCGCUAAGCACCAGGUGAAGCAGGUCUUCAGCUCCACCGAGGAGGAGCUGAAGCUCCAGGCACACAGGUGGUCACAGAUCUACAGCCUGGACAUGCUGGAGGCUCUGGCCCCUGACAAGCCGCGCUGCGCAGCGUGCGGUGCCGGGGCGGCCAAGCGGUGCUCUCGCUGCCGGAACGAGUGGUACUGCACACGGGCAUGCCAGGUCCAGCACUGGCAGAAGCACAAGGCUGCCUGCAACCUGAUGGCCGAGGCACUGAAGAGAGCAGAUGACCUGGAAUAA